AUGGAAGCUACCAACGGCUACAACCACGACGAGUGGGAUACCUAUUACAAAUGGGAGCCUGAACUUGCAAUUUUCCACCAGAAGGCCCAGGAAGAGCAGAACCACAUGUUCAUCCAGAUUGACCAAAACGAUAUUUACGCCUCACAAUGCCUUGGGAAGCUUGUCAUGAUCGACUCACUGGACAGGAUAUAUGACAUCCAAAGCGGACUUACCGAUUAUGAUGAAUCCAUGCAAUUCCUCAAGCAGAUUGACUUCUACCAAGUCAUGGCUGAGCCGAGAGUCUGGCGCCACCAGACUACCAUUUAUCAACUGUUGGUUGACCUGUGCGGGCAACUUGAACAGUUGGUGUACAUUGGUGAGUUGAAACCUCAUAUCUCUCAUCUACCGAUGGGAUCCUUAUUCUUUAGUCCCGAACAUGCUGAGCAGAUGAUCUUGAACAGCUACGUCAAGUGGCGCUGGCAUCUAUGCAGUGUGGUGAUUGAGGAUAUCAAAAGGCGAGUGGAUGAUCUGAGUAAAUAUUUCGGGCGUUGGGCCAGACAGACCCCUGGAGAUUAUGGGGACAUAUUUCCUCCGAACCCCCUCGACCAGGAAAAUCAAUCUGAUGCAUCGGAGGUGUCGGAGAUUCGGGGAUUGACUAGGUUUGGGGCAGUAGCAUUGAAUUAA
Aspergillus costaricaensis CBS 115574 is the source of this 663-nucleotide messenger RNA. RefSeq lists its product as uncharacterized. The transcript has 2 exons. NCBI's taxonomy places the organism in Eukaryota, Fungi, Ascomycota, Eurotiomycetes, Eurotiales, Aspergillaceae. The coding region runs from base 1 to 663 and encodes 220 amino acids. The record is from RefSeq and is a predicted model, not a curated record.